GAAAGCUACGAGCCAAGGGGGUUUUCUCUCUCUCUCUCUCCCUUUCUUUUCAGCGCCUUCUUUUCUUUUUCAGUUUCUUCCCACCCUUGCCUCGGACUCGCCCUACCCCCUCCCCCUUACUCCCCGCUCCCCCCUUCCUCCCCCCCUCUCUCUCGCUCCCGUAAUGAUUUCUCCGCCGCCGCAAAUCUUGAUGUGCAAAGCGUGGAGGAGGAGGAGGAGAGAAGAGCGAGCUGACGGGGCAAUGCAAGGGUUAAUGAUGGGGUCGUGGAACACGCGCGAGGUGCAGACGUCCACGCGGAGUGAAGGGGACAUUCGUGCGCACUUGGGCAGCAGAAGGGACGUGAGGGCCCGAUGGACCAUGCUGGGUAACGGAAUGGCAGCCAAAGGAUGGAGAUGGAGCGAUGAGAGACAGGCCACGAAUCCUGAGCGAGGAUGGACGGUGGCGCCCGGGACCGCAGCGCGACACCGCCGCCCUCCCCCGAGUUGCGGCAACGUGGCAGCACUCUCCUGGAAAGGUGUCGUGAGACUCGUGGACGAACAACAACAUCACCACCAACAUCAACAACAGCACCACCAACAUCAACGACAACAGAAGCAACAACAACAGCAGCAGCAGGGCCUCGCGCGCUGACCCCGACACGGCUGACCCUCACACAGCGAGAGCGACCUGUGGAUGGACCGCCCUCGCCCCGAUAAUGUGGAAUUUACCCAAGCUGGUUGCUGAGUUCGAUUCUGGCUCUCGACCCGAGUUGAAAUUCCCGGACACGGCUAACAUCAGUGGCGAGUGAUUUGUCUGCACCGGGUUUGUUACUCACUUCAGGGUGAGUCAACCUUAGAUCGUCUAUCUGCGGUCGACUCAUCCUUAAGUGAGUACCCCGUGCGAUAUGUAAAGCAUCAGCACUGGGGAUACAAAGGCGGUCGCGCGGGGUGCCGGUGGCCACAUCACCCUCUCAUGCGCCGUCCUCGCGAACAGCACUUGACCCAAUAGCUUGCGUAGGCUAUACGGGGGACCUUUGUCUUUGCUGACCUGAAGCAACAAGAUGUCAUGGCGCGUCCUAUGCUGACACCACGUGGUCGAGGUGCGGUACUGCAAGCGUCCCGCUCAUCCUGCUGAGGCAAGAUGCUGUCAGCGAGCACCUAUUAAGGGCAGCAUGGUGAGGUGGUGAUGUGGUCACCAGCACCACUCCAAGGCCGCCUUUGUCUCCCCAGUGCAAUCUUUGGACACACUGGUGGAAGGGCCUUGGGGGUGAGAUUGGCCUUGCGAUUAAUAACGAUCGGGUCAAUUCCUGAAGAAGCUCGCUAUGACGUGGAGCGAAACGUCGGGGAUUGUGCCGGCAAAAAAACAACGGCACAGCCAGAAAGCGCGCCCCCACAUACGUACGCACACAGAGACAAAGAUCCCCCGUAUAGUCUUAACAUACUGCUGUGGCAAGUGCUGUUAGCGAGUAGCACCUAUGAAGGCCAGCACGGCACACGAGGGGGUGGGUGUCCAGCACCA
Molecule: messenger RNA, 1498 nt
Organism: Petromyzon marinus (sea lamprey)
Lineage: Eukaryota; Metazoa; Chordata; Hyperoartia; Petromyzontiformes; Petromyzontidae
Source: RefSeq, a predicted model, not a curated record